Caenorhabditis remanei is the source of this 2373-nucleotide messenger RNA. RefSeq lists its product as uncharacterized. Gene Ontology annotation, biological process: calcium ion import across plasma membrane. Gene Ontology annotation, cellular component: membrane. NCBI's taxonomy places the organism in Eukaryota, Metazoa, Nematoda, Chromadorea, Rhabditida, Rhabditidae. Bases 1 to 2373 code for a protein of 790 amino acids. Gene Ontology annotation, molecular function: calcium channel activity; protein binding. The record is from RefSeq and is a predicted model, not a curated record. The transcript has 12 exons.
AUGGGUAUCAACGGCUCCAAGGUGUCCGAUGGUAAGCAAGCGGAGCAAGUCAUUGCUCAGACUAUCUCGGAGCACAAGAACAUUUAUAAAAUGGUGGAUAUGCAUGGAGGUGGAGUGUUGAUCAAGUUGGCGAGGAAAUGCAAGGAAAUAGAUUGCUACGAAAUGCUGGACGCUUAUCUCGAUCAGGAAGUUCGGAAAUUUAUGUAUAACGGAGGGAAAGGAAAGUUGAUGCCGGUGGCAGAGUUGGUGAAGGCGAGGAAUAAGGGUAAGAGUGGACCAAACAUUCUGGAUGAAUUCGAUCAAGGACAGGCGGAGAUGGCGGGAGAUUUGAAGAAAGCAUUGAAACUGCUCGAUGGUGGCGGAAAAGGCGGGAAAUCAGAGUCAAAGUAUAGGGAGAUGGUGUGGAGUGUCGAUGAUAGAGGUCUAUCCCCUCUCCACCUCGCCAUCGUCAACCAGGACGCUCAAUUCACGUCUCUCCUGAUCCGUCUGGGCGCUGACUUGAAUCAGAGAUGUUAUGGAGCAUUCUUCUGUGCAGACGAUCAGAAAGCGAGCCGGACGGAUAGUUUGGAGCACGAAUUUGUAGAGCUCUCGAAGAAUACAAAUUAUACGGGAACAAUGUACUUUGGGGAGUACCCGUUACACUUUGCUGUCUGCUUGGGACAUCAUGACUUGUUCCGCAUGCUUCUUGCCAAAAAAGCGAAUUUGAAUGCACAGGACACCAACGGGAAUACUGCAUUGCAUUUGUGUGUGAUACAUGAUAAAAUGGAUAUGCUGGAUGCUGUUCUGGAUGCGGGGGGCAAUCCGAGAUUGGCGAAUAAACAGAACUUGACUGCGUUGACGCUGGCGGCUAGGUUGGCGAAGAAAACGAUGUUCAACAAGAUCCUUCAACUCGAAUGUGAGAAAGUUUGGACGUAUGGAGCCUCCCAAUGCGUCGCUAUCCCCCUCACAAAAAUCGAUACAAUCGAUGAAGUGACUGGCGAAAUGAAUGAUACCAGUGCGCUGUCUCUAGUGGUUUAUGGAGAAUCCACUCAACACUUGGAACUAAUGGACGGGUUGAUAGAGCAGAUUCUGGAUGAGAAGUGGAAGGCGUAUGGGCGGGCGUUGUGGUUGAGAUCUUUGCUGGGAUUCAUUUUCUUUUAUUGUUGUUUUGUAUCGGCCUAUAUGCUUAGGCCUUCCUCGGCGACAACGGAGCACAUCACCCGAGGACGAAUCAACGACGAUGGCGAGACCGAGUCGACCAACUCCACCAACUACCUACAAUGGCACCCAAUCGACACUCAAUGCCACCUGAUGUAUUAUUCGGAGUGGCCGUGGUACCACGGAUGGUUCCGACUCGUUUGUGAAGUUAUGACACUUGUCGUCAUGCUCUUCCAGAUUCUUUUCGAUCUAGGAGAUAUCCGCCGGAUUGGAUUCCAGAAAUGGUUCAAUUUCCUGAAAGCGUUCCCUGCUAAACUUAUGUUCAAAGGAGCCUUCUUGUUUAUUCUGAUCUCAAUACCCUGCCGAUUCGCUUGCUCGUUUCACGAAGUUUUUCUGACUAUUGAUAACACUAUGGCGAUUAUUAGUGUACUUCUUGUGACUCAACACUUUUUGUAUUAUAUGAGAGCUAUCCCAUUUGUCGGACCAUUUGUCUUGAUGGUUUACACUAUCAUCGCAACGGAUCUAGUGAGAUUUGCUAUGAUUUAUUCGAUUUUUUUGGUCGGAUUUUCGCAGUCGUUCUACCUAAUUUUUACAUCAUGUGAACGGGAAUCGACACUUAUCAAAAAGACGGAUCCAAAUGGUUCGGAAUUCAACAAUAUCAUGGAGAAUCCUAUCGACGCUCUGCUCCGAACUUUCAUCAUGACAAUUGGCGAGUUCUCAGUACUCUACAGAGAAAUGGCGGCUUGUGACAACUUUUGGAUGAAAUGGAUCGGAAAAGUGAUCUUUUUGAUCUUUGAAACUUUCGUCUCCAUUCUCCAAUUCAAUUUGCUGAUUGCCAUGAUGACACGGACCUACGAGACUAUCUUCCUAACCCGGAAAGAGUGGAAACGUCAAUGGGCUCAAGUCAUUCUGAUGCUUGAGAUGGGUCUGACACCGGAAAGUCGGAAAAUGCAUCUGCUGAGAUACACGAGACCCACCGGGAUCAAUAAGAGGGUCAGAAGUUAUGUGGUGGUGACGAAAGGGGAUGGUGAGAAGACUGAAAAUGAGGAAUUGGCGGCGAGAGAGGCGAAAGAGGAGCAGAAGAGAGAGGAGAGGAAGCAACUGCUGAGGAAGAAGCAGAGGGAGCACGAAAUAAAGGCGAAAGCAUUGGCUUUGAUGAGCGCUAAGCUCAAAACGGAAGUCAAAAAGCGGCGGAUUCUCCGGCAACAAACUGUUGAUGCCAACUCGAAACUUUAA